This is a messenger RNA of Spizellomyces punctatus DAOM BR117, 654 nucleotides long. RefSeq lists its product as uncharacterized. The record is from RefSeq and is a predicted model, not a curated record. Bases 1 to 654 code for a protein of 217 amino acids. The transcript has a single exon. Lineage: Eukaryota; Fungi; Chytridiomycota; Chytridiomycetes; Spizellomycetales; Spizellomycetaceae.
AUGACAGGUCCUCCUUUUGCAGAGCCGCAGUCCACGGUCCAAGCACUCGACGAAGAUGCUGUCAUUUGCGUUCAAGAAGGUGACAGUGCAACCAACAAAGUGAGCCAAGAUAUCAUUGACUUGUCCGGACCCAGUACGGCGACUCUAGUUCGGAAAAGAAAGGCUCUUCCACAAGUUAUCCAGCCGCAAAAAGGUCGCCGUCAGAAUCUGCCUCUGACCAAAUCAAAAUCGCCACCAACUAAUCGCCAUCCCAUAGCACUGGAUACCUCUUCGGAUGAUGAAGACGGAUCACUGUACACGUCCGACGAUCUCGACGCCAAAGACAGAAAACACAAAGAUGCACCUCUCAAAAAAGAAAAGCUGUCAGAGAAACAAGGUACUGCAAGUUCUGCAAAACAACCCGUAAAACAACCGAGCGAUCCUACACAUUGGACACCCGAAAUGGAGCGCUGGCUAUGCGAUGGGUAUCUCGAAUAUCAAAAUGAUCCAAAGCACAUCCACGCCAAAGUGGCCAGAUAUAUCAUGAACCGUAUGCCAAAACUCGGUGGGACGAGGGUUGCCCAAAAAGCACAGACCCAGAAAAUGCAAAAAAAGUAUCCCGAGUUGGCGGAGGUGAUGAAAAAACUCAAGAGCAUGGAAGGGAAGCUUUUGUAA